CGCCAUGUCCGCGCGGCGCGCGCCUCCUUCAGGCCUUCAGGGACGGACCGGCGCCCCGCAUCUUAUAAAACGGCGAGCAGGCCGGCGAGGGGCAUCACUCGGCCGACGACGCCACACCCCGCACGUCGACAUGGAGAGCAAGCAGAAGCAGAUGGUCUGGGCCCUCGCCGCGCUGUGCCUGCUGGCCGCGGUGCACGCCAAGCCCGUGGAGGACGACGCGGAGAAGCUCGUGCGCGCCAAGAAGCAGACCGCCUCCACGUACCCCUACGACCAGCAGGGCUACAACGUGUACACGGCGGGUGGCCGGUACAACCCGUCGGCGUCCGGUGCCUACGGCGCCUACGGCUCUAACCCCUACGGCUCCAACGCGUACGGCUCCAACGCCUACGGAUCCAACCCCUACGGCUCCAAUGCCUACGGAUCCAACCCCUACGGCUCAUCUGCCUACGGGUCCCAGGGCUACAACCAGGGCUACAACCAAGGCUACAACAACCCGUACAGCAGCCAGUACAGCAGCCAGUACCCGACGGGCCGCUCCUACUCCCCGACCGGGAUGGGCGGCUACAACCCCUACAGCCAGUCCAGCCAGGGCUACAACGGCUACAACCAGGGCUACAACAGCCAGUACAGCCAGUACCCCAGCGGCUCCGGCUACAACAACCCCUACUCGCGACAGGGAUCGGGCUACAACAGCGGCUACAGCUCCAACCCCUACAGCAGCAGCCCCUACAGCAGCAACCCCUACGGCAGCAACUCCUACAGCAGCAACCCCUACAGUGGCGGCAGCUACUCGCAGAACUACUAGGCGGUGCCGCGCCCGUGCAGUGACUGCAUGCUUCGAAAAGACACGCCGCGGGACGGCGCUGCCAACCUGAGGGAACGAGCACUGAAGGCUGCGCCGCUGCCAACAUCACAGUACGGCGACACUCUGCUCGUCGAGUGGGGAGACUCGUGUUCCUUGCAGCAGGUGGCGAUGACAACCAGUAUACUAGGCUAAGGAAAUCUAGCUCUAAGGGCGAACUCUGCUUUGAGAAGAGGAAGCCGAAGCCAUUUUUGCAAACUCGAAUUUGACGCCGACUGCAAAAAAAAUCGGCCUUGAAUUGGCGUCGGGUUUCGCUUCUCUUGCCAGCGGCCGAGUCACGCCUGCCGAUGUUACGACGUAUUUUUCUCAUCUUUUACGGCUAUGUACAUAACGAAAUAAAAUCGACUUUUUAAGUUUGA
Molecule: messenger RNA, 1221 nt
Organism: Thrips palmi
Lineage: Eukaryota; Metazoa; Arthropoda; Insecta; Thysanoptera; Thripidae
Product: prisilkin-39-like
Exons: 3
Coding region: 5-805 (266 amino acids)
Source: RefSeq, a predicted model, not a curated record